AGCGGAAGCUCCAGAGAGAAAUAAGACCCUGCCCAGGGGAGCUCAUGAUCUAGACCCAUGCUGUCCAAGGGCUUCCUGGAGGACGACAUGCUGAGAAGCACCCAGGACCUGGACCCCAUGGUGUCCAGGGACGUGAAACCCCCUCUGGGCCAUCCCUGGGACGCCAUCCUCCAGGCUGCCAAGGAGCAGAUCCCCACCCUGGACUCGGAUGCUGACUCUUCUUCGAAUGGCUGUGAGGAGGACGAGCUGUUCAUCUUCCAGCGAGAUCCAGCCGCCCUGAUCCCUGACCUCUCGGAGGAGCUGGCUGAGGACCCUCCCGGUGAUGGCCCACCUGGGGGCUGGGCGGCUGCGGCUGAUGAGGCCCCUCAGCCAACCAUCCCAGAGCAAAGGGGCAGCUUUUUCCCAGGGGGAGAGUCCAGAGGGCAAGAAGGAAAGGAGCCAGUUCUGGUGGCAGCCAUGGCAGAACCUACAAGCCAGCAGACAGCCAGGCCCCAGAGCGGAAGUGACCCCCAAGGCCCUUUCCAGAGCCACGGUGAGCCCAGCUCUCUUCUGAGGCUCUCCAAGGAGAGCCCCAGGUGGAAGGAGGGCUACAUCUCAGGGCCGCAGGGAGAAGCCCCCACCUCCCUAGCCCUGGGGGCUCCACGUGCAACCUCACUGUCCAGCGAGGACCUCAGAGCCCUGCGUCGCGAGAGGAGGGAGAUGAUAGAGAGAGACAUACUCCGGAAAGUGACCCAGGGGCCACGGGAUGCCAGCAGUGACCACAGGGCCUCUAAGAUGUCCCCUCGAGCUACUCCAGGACACCAGGUGCCGACAGGGGACGCACAGGCCAGCGGGCCAAUACUCUCCCUCCAGCACCUUGAGGAGCUGGACCUCGAUGCCAUCCUCCAGAGUCUGGUGAGACAAGAGAAGGACCAUGGCGACCGUGGCGUGCCUGGAGCUGCGUGGUGGACGGCUGACCGCCAAGGCCGAGAGUCCUUUGCGCCUGCUGCCCAAGACCGGCUCAUGGAACAGCUUACCCUGCUGUGUGCCACGCAGUCCCGGCCGUCGGCCUCGACCUGGACGGUCCCUGUGGACAGAGCCCAGGACACCUCGGAGUGGGCGGCCAGCCACAGCUCGAGUUCCAGCUCCUCUGAGAGUGAGGACGACAUGGUGGCUGCAAGGGGCGAGCAGGGCCCAGCGGAGGGGGUACCUCCCUGCCCACAGGGCCUCAGGGGCUGCACUGGGAAGAGCCAACUGCUCCAGCAGCUCCGAGCCUUCCGGAAAGGGACAGCUGUGCCCAGGUCAUUUACUGGCAAGAAUCCCAGCGGUCAGAAGGUGCAGGACCCCAAGGAGGUGGCCGAAUCGGGCCCGAGGAGGAAGCAACACGUCAAACUCUGGGCCGAGAGACAGGAUAUCCCUGCCACAUCUGCAGGAGGAAACCCCAGGGCGCUGAGUGGCCCUCUUGUGCCAGCCACGGGCAGAGAGGCCAAUGCGCUGCCUCUGGGCCAACCGUAGAUGCCUCAGGGAACCUCUGCUCUCUGUGGGCGCAUGCGCUCUCUGAAACAGAUGUCAAAAAGGGUCCAAAGCCUUCCGGAAUCCCAGGGCUGAGGCAGGGCUGGGGAACUUUCACUCUGGUCCUCCCUCCGGGCCUGGGCACUUAGUGUCUCAUGUGUCAAAUGAGCAGGCACAGACCUGAACACAACACAUGGUAUAUUCGUACCACACACACACUCCAUGUGUAUACAUCACACAGAUGCAUACCAAAUACAAUACACACCACAUGUACACACCACACAAACACACAUCACAUUUACCCAACAAAUACUCCGCAUACAACACACAAAUACACAUAUACAUACUGUUUGUCUGGGUUGACAAAAACAAAUUCAUACACACUCGUGUAA
Messenger RNA from Echinops telfairi (small Madagascar hedgehog), 1883 nucleotides. RefSeq names its product dynein axonemal assembly factor 8 (gene DNAAF8). Gene Ontology annotation, cellular component: dynein axonemal particle. Gene Ontology annotation, molecular function: dynein complex binding. Lineage: Eukaryota; Metazoa; Chordata; Mammalia; Afrosoricida; Tenrecidae. Bases 58 to 1494 code for a protein of 478 amino acids. The transcript has 9 exons. The record is from RefSeq and is a predicted model, not a curated record.